Molecule: messenger RNA, 3845 nt
Organism: Spathaspora passalidarum NRRL Y-27907
Lineage: Eukaryota; Fungi; Ascomycota; Pichiomycetes; Serinales; Debaryomycetaceae
Product: SCF ubiquitin ligase complex subunit
Exons: 3
Coding region: 73-1926 (617 amino acids)
Cellular component (GO): cytoplasm
Molecular function (GO): protein binding; guanyl-nucleotide exchange factor activity
Source: RefSeq, a predicted model, not a curated record
AACCAACAAAAAAAAAGGGAGAUAUCAAGGGCAAAUCUUCUCUAACGCCUUCAUACAUCACACUUAUCACCAAUGGCAUUAACAAUUCUUGACCUAGGUGAAGAUAUCUUAACUUCAGAGAUACCUAAGUAUCUAUCUCCAGAAGACAUAUUCAAUUUGUCCCUAGUUAACAAAUAUAUCUAUAAUCUUUACCAUUGUUCCAUCUUAUCAACCCGAUUAUAUCAGAUCUUGUAUAAUAAGAAAUUCACCAACAAUGAAAACAAUUAUACUAUUUCCCUCAAAAAUAAACUCAACUGGAAACAAUUAUUUCAAUUGAGAUGUUCUCGCGAUCAGAAAGUUUACACUUGGGGAGAACCCCAGAGUGGACGAUUAGGUUUCUUGCCUAGUCGAGUUGAUCAUUCGCAUGUUUCAUUUGGUGGCUGGGCAGUGCAUACACCUACCAACAUUUCUGAAUUCAAUGACCAUUUAAUUAUAGAUAUUGUUGCUAAUGGAUUUAGUUUCAUUAUCUUGACCAAUGCGGGCGAAUUAUGGUUUACCGGGAUCACUUGGAAAGGUAUGGCUAAUCGUCAGCAAUUGUCCACCCCUGGUCCAAUACUGAACCCCGACUAUAGACCUUCUCCAGGAGAAUUGGCAUUGGAUACUUUACAUAGUCAAACUGGUAACGGUAAUGUUGCUUCAAGAAGAAGUAUUAGAGGGGUGAUGCCGAUUCCAUUGAUGAAUAGAAGAUACCGAGAUGAUGAUGCUGACGAUAGCGGGUCUAACACCGGCAGCAACAGUCCUACGCCACCUCCAGGUCCCACCAAUGUUGGCUUACCUCAAUCAAGAAGAAGAUUACAACCUCAACCAGUAGAAACAGGUGAACCCGAUCUCAGUUCAAUUCCUGAUCUCAACCAUCCACCUUCUAAAAUCCAAGAGACUAAUUUCUUGACUAGAUUGUAUUUACCACCGAUUGCAGAUAUACAACAACAAAAGACAAGAAAAAUCGUGUCUAUUUCAACUGGACGAGAACAUAUUAUUGCCUUGGAUAAUCAUAAUAACGUUUACAGUUGGGAUACUGGAUGUAGCACUAAUAUGGGAGUUCAUGUCACAUUCCCUGGAAUUGAUAAAGGGGCUUUAGUUACCAAAAUUGUCGCUGGAUGGAAUUUAUCAGCAUGUACAAUUGCAGGAUAUGGCCUAGUUAUUUGGUAUUCUCGAAUGCCAUUAUCUAAAUCCCAGUAUGACCAAAGUAUUUUUGAGUCACAGGCUCGUUACUUUAUCGUUCCAUUUACUAAGGAUGAUAUUGUAGAUUUCACAGUUGGGUCGGAUUAUGUGUUGUAUAUUAAACAAUCAGAGGACAAGUUAUAUCAAUUUAGAAUGGAUGCCCAUGAUUUUGCCCAGAGAAACGUAGAUAGUGUCAUUAGUAAUGACGAGUUAUUCAAUUGCAUUUCCCCCAUGGAUAAUUUUAAUAAUUGGAAAUUAAACUAUGAAAAUCAAGGCAUGGAAAAUAUAAAAUUCACAAAAUUGAAUAGUUGCUAUACUAAUUUUGUGGUGUUUACGAAUCAUGAUCAAGUGUUAGUUGGUUCCAGAAAACAUUUGGUGUAUGAAAAUGAAGAUGGUGACGAGAAAGGUGCAAAACCCAAGAUUAUUCCCGAAUUACAGGGACAAAAUAUCAAGAAGUUAGUUAUCGGAGACUAUCAUUAUUUAGCACUUACUAACGACGGAGACAUUUUAAGUUGGGGACGCGAAUCUGGCAGAUGUGGGUGCUUAGGGUUAGGAGAUACCGAAUCGGUAGCAAAUGAACACCCGGAGCUGGCUAGAGUGGAUGGAACGGCAUUAGAAGUUACUAAGCCGUUACGGGUGAAGAAUCCACCAUACCCCGGCAAAUGGGUGGCACUUACUGCCAGUGGCUGGCAUUCUGGGGGGAUCUACGUCCCGGUAGAUCCGUAAAAAUAAGACCGAAGAAAAAAUUUUUAAAAAAGAGUAUAACAUCAUAUGAGUCACUAUGUAGUGUAGAUUUAAUUUUAAGGGAUAAAACAACAAUGGAAGCGAGAUAAACGAUGUAUACGACAGCUUGUAGAGAUCUCUAUAUCGGGAGAGAGUUUUGUACUUCAAAGAUAACAAAAGAGUCUAUCCUACCAAUCACACGACACGUCGUAUGGAGUUUUAUACGAUGAGGGGCUGUGCUGUGUGAUUGAGGCUCAAAUCGGCUCUAAAAAUGUGUAUAUCAUUAAAGUUGGUGUAAGAGAUCAAAACAAACAAAAGCUAAAUCUAGACGGCAAAAAUAGAGUCACAACGGGAGACCAGGGAAUUGCACAUCACGUGCGCUUCUUUUCUUUCUUUUGGUUUCUUUUCCUUACGACAGAUAGAAAAAAAAAGAAGGUAUCACGAAAAGGAGGCAGAGGAAAAUCUUUUUCCUUUUUGGAGAAUCAGUUUAAACCCACACAUUUGGUAACGUCCACGUCAUCACAUUACAACAUCCAUUAUUAAUCAUUCAAUUUAAAGUCAUUCACACAAGCUUUACAUUGUAUUGAGAUAUAUAUACCAAAAAUAAUAAUCAAUCAUUUGUAAUCACCAAGAAAAUUAUAAUCCACUACGCUGGUACGACACAUCCCACCCGCAUUUUCUGGUCUAGACUUUCAACAAACCUAGCCCGAUUCUCAGAUAUAUAAAUACAUCAAGAUCUUAUAAGCCGAUAGUUCCAUCCAAUCGAUCUUAAAGUUUCAACAAAGUUAAUAAUAUUUACUAAUUUAUUUUUGCCUUGCCACACACACACACACACACUAUAUCAACUGACUAUGCCUAUAUUAAAUAAUAGAUCUCCAGCCGAAGUUAACCACUUGGGUCCAAACGACAAUCUUUCCAGUCCAUCGACACCUUCAUCAGCAUCUUCUUUGUCUCCUCACCAAGUAAACAACUUUAGUGGUCAUAAAAGACAAUUGUCAUUUGAUGUUUCUCCCAGUCGCCACAGAAGUAACUCCAACACGCUAUCUCCAUCAACUUCCCACCAAAGUGCACAUAUAACCAGACAAAGAAGAUCUUCGUCCAUAAUCCAACAUUUAGAGCCAGACACUUUAGAUACUAAAGUCGACCAAGCAUUAAACCCUAAUGUCAAUGCCAAUUGGGUUCAUCAAAAGGGAGCCUGGAUCAUACACAUUGUUCUUAUAAUAUUCUUGAAGAUUUUCUUUAAUUUCAUUAGUGUGUUGGAUAAUGAUUGGAAAUGGACCUUGACCAAUUUGACUUAUAACAUUGGGUCAUACAUUAUGUUCCAUCAAGUCAAGGGGACUCCGUUUGAAUUCAAUUCAGGGGCCUACGAUAAUUUGACCAUGUGGGAACAAAUAGAUAAUGGUGACCAAUACACACCAAGUAAGAAGUUCUUGAUGUUGGUGCCAAUUUGCUUGUUUUUGAUUAGUACCCAUUAUUCCAGAUAUAAUUUGAACUUGUUUAUCUUGAAUGGUAUCAGUUGUCUUUGUGUAGUUGUUCCGAAGAUGGCAAUUGCCCAUAGAUUGAGAGUUACUUUGUAUUAAGACACGAUAAAAACACGAGCAAUAGAAAGAAGAGAUUCAUAAUUGGGGCUAGUUAGUCGUUUUGAGUGUUGUAAAAUCAUAUGGACUACGGAAGAGAAAGAAUGAAUGAGUGAAGAUUCUGUAAAACAGAAUGAUCAAAUUGAAGAAAAAGAAUGGGAUUUGGUAUCAAUUGCGAUAGAAAAAUAUGUAAUCAAGGUUAUCGUUUUAAGUGUGAAUUUUUUUUUGUUGUUAAGUAUUUAGAAGUUUAUAGCCUGUUCUUCUUUUUUUUUAUAUGUAGUUUUCGUUAUUUGGUUGGUCAAUGGCACCAAAUGUAUACAAAUUUAAGAAAAAAAAAAAAGACCG